AUGUCGCCCACUUCAAAGCCCGCAACGGCCAAUAGCGGGCACAUCACGCGACCAGCACCGCUAGGCAAUACCUUCACCACUGACCCAAGUUUGCGGAGAAUACUUGAAUGGUACAUCCCUCACCACGUCGACGCACUCUCGCCACACCUAACGCGGCUCGGCGACGAGGCGGUCUCCGCAAAGAUACACGAAUGGAGUGCCGACGCAGAACGGAACCUGCCAUAUGUGAAGUGGUAUAACGUCUGGGGAGAGAGAUAUGGCGUGGAUCGGUUGGUCACGAGCGAGGGGUGGAAGAGGUUGGGUGCUUGGGGCGCUGAGAACGGUUUGAGACGGGAAUGCGAUUUACUGAUGGCUGACAAGUACGGGAAGGAGAGGAGGAUGGCGCAGUAUGCCGUAAACUACAUGACCGGUCCCUCCUCAGGCCUGACCUCCUGUCCCGCAAGCAUGACCGACGGCGCAGCACUGAUCCUGUCAAACGAGAUCGCCCGCAGAUCGCUGCCGCAAGACCAUCCAUUCCAGGUCGCAUUGCGCCGUCUCACCUCGCGCGGCACUGACGCCUGGACGUCUGGACAGUGGAUGACUGAACGCGCUGGUGGAAGCGACGUACAGAAUACCGAGACGUGGGCGACAUACUCGCCGCUCCCGGCAUCCGAAUUACGCAACGCGACGGGUCAGCCUCAGAUCGACGAAGGCGAGUACCUCGUCAACGGCUUCAAAUUCUUCUCCUCGGCUACAGACGCGAACAUUGCCCUACUGCUUGCAAAGACGACCCCCUCCGGCAAGCUGAGUGUCUUCCUCGCUCCGCUGCGCCGCACAAUCACCGACAAGGACGGGAAACGCCACGAGGUAAGCAACGGUGUGCGCAUCCACCGCUUGAAGAACAAGAUGGGUACAAAAGAGCUGCCCACUGCGGAGCUGGAGCUCGUCGACAUGCGCGCUCAUCUCGUCGGCGACCUCGACAGGGGGGUGCAGACCAUCGCCCCGCUGCUGAAUAUCACGCGCGCACAUACAUUCCUCGGCUCGCUGGGGAACUGGCGCCGGGCGCUCAGUAUCGCAAAGGCUUUUGCGAAGACCAGAACGACGGUCGGGGAACCAUUGUGGCUUAUACCUAUGCACUUACGACUCAUGGCGGAGCUUGAAGGACGGCAUCGUGCGGGUAUGGAACUGGCCUUUUUCACGAUUGCUGUCAUGGAUCUCGUCGAGAACAAGACGCGGGAUGGUCAGCGCGAGCUCGCGCACCUCCCAAGGGCAGGCGCAGAAGCAAACACUGUCUUCAGGACCCUAACCGCACUCUCAAAGGCCGUGAUAUCAAAGAUGGCUGUUGUGGGAGUCCAGGAAUGCCAGGAGGCAAUGGGCGGCGUGGGGUACAUGGAUGAGCCAGACGAACCGGAGUUUAAUGUUUCGCGGAUCCUGCGGAAUACGUUCGUCAACUCUAUCUGGGAAGGGACGACCAAUGUCCUGGCGAGCGAGUGUGUGCGAUUCCUGCUCAAGGGGGAGAACUUUGACGUCCUCGCUGGAUGGGUUGAGCGAGUGAUGCGGCUGCUUGGGGAUGGCGCGGUCCCAGAUGGACUUGGACUGAGGAGUGCGUGGACGGCUUUUAAGGCGCGGUUUACAUCUUUGCAGGAUUCGCCAGCUCUGGCUGUUGCUGAUGCACGUCGAGUCAUGUUCACGCUCGCCUGGAUUCUGGCCGGAACUCUGCUGGUCCUGGAUGCGAGAAGGGAUGGGGAUGCCGUUACGGGAGAGAUUGCACGGCGGUGGGUGAGUGGGCAGCUGGGAGUGGGGGAUACUGUGUGGAGAGAUGUCGUUGGCAUUUAUCCAGGGCCACAAGGAGAGACUGAAGUAUCUCAGGAGACUGUGCGCUGGGAUUGUAGGAUUGCGUGGGGCGUUGAGGUGCCCAGGGUUGUUGGGGGGCAUCGGAGUAUGAAGCUUUGA
Aspergillus nidulans FGSC A4 is the source of this 1932-nucleotide messenger RNA. Its product is annotated as putative acyl-CoA dehydrogenase. Gene Ontology annotation, molecular function: oxidoreductase activity, acting on the CH-CH group of donors. The transcript has 5 exons. The record is from RefSeq and is a predicted model, not a curated record. Bases 1 to 1932 code for a protein of 643 amino acids. Lineage: Eukaryota; Fungi; Ascomycota; Eurotiomycetes; Eurotiales; Aspergillaceae.